Molecule: messenger RNA, 3364 nt
Organism: Dreissena polymorpha
Lineage: Eukaryota; Metazoa; Mollusca; Bivalvia; Myida; Dreissenidae
Exons: 6
Coding region: 734-1891 (385 amino acids)
Biological process (GO): copper ion transmembrane transport
Cellular component (GO): membrane
Molecular function (GO): copper ion transmembrane transporter activity
Source: RefSeq, a predicted model, not a curated record
AAAUCACACCGGUAUGUCACUGUUAUAUUUAGCUCCAGAUUUUUUGAGGAUUGUUAAGUUUAUUGGAGGUGACUAAGCAGACGGCCAGACACAUUAAGCACGAGUACUUUGCGAUGCAGAUGUCAUAAUUAAAGCAUACAGACACAUACAGGCACGCAAUAUCCAGAUGGGAUUUACAUAUCAAGCCCGCGAUCAUUUAAAAGUUUAAUCUCACCGCGCUAGGUAGGAUGGUAUAGCUGAUAAUAAAACACUUCUACAUAGACAUCGUGUUCACCUAUAUAAGGUACAAUAUAUCAUAAAAAAAACUCGCAUAAUAAUCGUGGCUGAAAUAUUCCUUGGAUUUCACACCCGGAUAUUUGUGGAUAGAACGCCAGGGCAAAAACGUGGAUUUAUUGUUCAAGCUGGCACCUAGUGUUAUUUAGUUAUUAACUAUUUCCCAAUAAAUGCAACUUGCACAACGAUAAAAUAACUAAAUUUGCAAUGUGUCAUUUGACAUUGAAGUGUGGUGGGUGUGAUAAAGGAUUAUACGACACGUCGGUAUGCAUUUAAGUGCCUUAAGUUAUUAAUUACUGCUAUCGUCAGAAAAUAGGUCAACUGUAUAAGUAUGGUACGCAUUCCUGUGAUUGUGCCGCUAAUGUAACCUUUCUCCGAUGGCACCCGAUUCUGUUAACCUUUAUCUGAUGGCACCAUUCAAUGCAAGCCAAUCUCAGAUGGUACCAAUCAAUGUUUGAGGAUGGCAGCAGACCGCAGCUCGGACUGGAACCAACACAGCGACCAUCAACCGUUCCUCGCGUUAAAAACGGCCACUACUCUGGUUGCAGCUGUUUGGUCUACGGACUCCGUUUACGGUCUGACGGGUGCCAUGCUGGCGGCAGUGUUCGCCUCGGUGACGUAUGAAUGCCUCUCUGAGUAUCUCCUGCACCUGCGACGGGCCGCGCGGGCUAAGAAAAACAACUCCACGUGUUGCGGACAGCCCGUGGUCUCGUGCGGCGAGAAGCUUGGACAGACGGUAAUCCAUGUGAUGCGCGUGUUGUUCGCAUAUUUCUUGAUGCUUUGUGUAAUGACGAUGAACGUCUGGCUCAUGAUUUCCGUGUUCGUCGGAGCCGCUGUCGGCCACGGCGUCGGGAAGCCGAUAGUCGCCAACGGGACCCACGACGCUAUCAGUUCCCAUGGCUACGACAGCGUCGGCGUUAGCUUUAACGCCGCUCGUCGAAACAGUAAGAGGACGGAACGGUCUCUGUCGUGGCGUUACCAGCCUAUCAACAUGAUUAACCCGGACCAUUUGAUCCGGCCCGGAAAACGUGGAUCCGAUUCUGUGUUCGGAGAUGUUGAUGACAGGCAAAUUGUUCGUAAUUCAAAGUUAAUAGUUAAACCGAAUAACGGUGAUGGCGGCGUGAAUCUUGUGUGGCUAAGAAAAAGUUCUGAGAAUUUACAAUCACUGUCCAGCGAACAUUCGAAUAUGCACGACACCAAGCAAGUCCGUCAUCAUCAUGACUCGUCCCAGUCAUGUCCUAACGACAUACUCGACGAGAGUUCCAAGUCAUUGACUGAUAGUGCUUCCAGUUCUGUUCGCAGAUUUAAACCCACAAGCAAGGUUAUUAAUGACUCUUUUCGUUCAUCUCGGAGUACUAGUGGAAUUUCUAGACAAAACUCGUCCUCUAGUUCUCUCCAUAUUCAAGUGAUUCAAGGCUCACCAAAUGUGUCAACAUUUCGUUCGCACAAACAUAGCUCGGAUGUGAAUGUUCUGCGCGCGCAAUCUAAUUCGCCGGAAGUGACACUAAGAAGUGGUAGUUCAGUGAAUCGAAGCGUGUCGUCUACCUCUGGUCGAUUCAAACCAGCCAGCCAAAACAUACGGAAACUUACAUCAUUUAAUGGCAGUGACCGCGUAUAAUAGAAGACGCGUUCUUAUCGCUCAAACGAUGCAUAAUAAAAGGAAACGGAUAACUGUUUGAAAUAUUUUUCAAAGUAUUUCACGCGAUAAUUAUGUACGAUCACAGGUGGUUAGCGUGUGGCUAUGAUAUUAAUUAGUGAAAAGAUCGUUUUGAAUGAUAAAUUAUCAUAUUAUAACGAAAAAUCAACUUUUUUGAAAAAAAAUUACUAUCAAAUAUACAAUGUAUAUUUAACAAGGUAUCCAACUCGAAUCACCCGAAAACGGGGUGCAUCGUUUUGAACAGCCAUUACUUCAUCAAUUGUGCAGCGAUUUUCACAAUCUUGGUCUUAUUCAACGCAGAAAUGAAUUUCCUUUCUGGAAAUGUAUAUGUCUUUCAAUAUUUUUAACAAAUACUGAGUCAACUUUUAAGAAAUAACACGAUACACAACUCGCGUGACCCAGUUUACAUCGAUCAGACCGUAUUUAUGAUUGAAAUCUUCACGGAGUAAAGGGCAUUUUCCCUGCAAAGUUCACGGACCUCGAUACCAUAAUUCAAUAAAACGCGUGAAAAAAACAUUCCUACCGUACUUGUCGUUGCAUUAUGCAUCAAGACUAACUGUCCAGCGCCGUUUGAAACCUUUGUUUACAUACAUUUCAACUGACAUUUUAAACACACGAGUGAUUUCAUUGGUCCAAUGCGAAGGUGUGUCUUUACAACUGGAGAUUUCAUUCAUAAAUACGGUCUAAUCAUUGUCAAGUAGGUCAAGCGAAUUGUGUAUCGUGUUAUUUCUUAAAAUUUGACCCAGCAUGUGUAGAAAAAUAACAAGGUAUAUACAUUUCCAGAAAGGAAAUUCAUUUCUGCGAUGAAUAAGACCGGGUUCAUGAAAAUCGCUGCAAAAUUGAUGAAGUAAUUGAUGUGCAAAACGAUACACCCUGUUUUCGGGUGAUUUCGAGUUGGAUACCUUGUUAUAUAUAUAUUUGAUAGUGAUUUUUUUUUCAGAAAAGUUAAUUUUUCGUUAUUAUAUGAUAAUUUAUCAUUCAAAGUUAUGUUUUCACUAAUUAAUAUCAUAGCCACACGCUAACCACCUGUGUGUACGAUUAAAGCAUUUCGUUGAGACAAAUGACACAGUUCGUUUAUUCGGUGCGUAUUUUGUAUAUAAUUAAAUUCAUUUAACUGGUUUCGAUAACAGUUUAAAACAGUUUGUUAAUCUCGCUUCUUUAACUUACAAUGUAUUUUAUUUUUUGAUUGCUCACUUACGUAUAAUUGUUUUUUUUAUUCCGUUCAGUUUAUGUCAGUCGACAAAAGAGCGGAAAUGGUGUUCAUUGAUUAUUGUGUGUAUGUACACGUACUAGUAUUACAGUAUCAUUGUCAUUAGAGUAUUUAUUCAAAACCCACAUUAAUAGCAUUUAUUAUCAAUUUCUUAUUUUUAUAAACAUAAUACUCUAGAUAGUUUAUGCGAAUUUAUCAAAUAAAUAUUGUAAUUUAUCAAUGUA